CCUCGAGUUCAGAUGAACGUGUGGAAGUCGGUCGUCCGCAUCUCGGUUAGCCUUUCAUCCAAGGAAGUCACCACGUCGACCGCUUUGGUUGUGGAUCGCUCGCCGACGCACUUGUACCUGAUGACCAACUUGGGUCUGUGGGUCGACCAGCGCUUAGUUGGUGACUUGAGCAGUGACUUCAAGAAGGAGAUCGUACGUUUUCUCCGUCUCCAUCCUCUGAGUGCCAAAGGUGAGCAUUCGCGGGCGUCUGGGGCGGAUAAACCCCGUAUUGUGGUCGAGAAGCUCAAUCCGGAAGACAACGAGAUGGAAGCAAUCCACGAGUUCGGCCUUGAGAGCGACGUGUGCUGGAAAAGCUCGGCGGAUCUGGACUUCGCCGUCUUCAAGGUGGCCAUGCCGGGCGAUGAUCGGCUCGCUGCGUGCAAGAUGGCUUCUUUUGGAGUGGUCCCAACGAUGAAGGUCCACGCGUAUCUCUUCCGCAGCAUUCCUUACCAGUUCGGACCUCCGUACGCCAUUAUUCCGGCUCAAGUCACUGGAGUGAUGGGGGGCGAGUUUAAUUUGUCUGCCCACGGUCUUCCUGACGGCGCAAUUGUGUGCACCGACGAUGGACUGGCAGUCGGGUACCUUGGUGGCGCGUCGCUUAUGAAGUAUCCGUCGUGCGGCUACAGACUUGAAGGCACGCUAUUGGAUCUGCCGUCUACC
Phytophthora sojae is the source of this 699-nucleotide messenger RNA. RefSeq lists its product as hypothetical. The record is from RefSeq and is a predicted model, not a curated record. The annotation marks the transcript as partial. Lineage: Eukaryota; Oomycota; Peronosporomycetes; Peronosporales; Peronosporaceae. The transcript has a single exon.